Folsomia candida is the source of this 2323-nucleotide messenger RNA. RefSeq names its product serine-rich adhesin for platelets-like. Gene Ontology annotation, molecular function: DNA binding. The record is from RefSeq and is a predicted model, not a curated record. Lineage: Eukaryota; Metazoa; Arthropoda; Collembola; Entomobryomorpha; Isotomidae. The transcript has 6 exons. The coding region runs from base 299 to 2083 and encodes 594 amino acids.
GAGAACUGCUCAGUCAGGACACACGUUUUGGCCAAGCAGGCAAUAGUGAAUAUAAAGCGUUGUAUGUGAAAAGCGGGUGAAAAUGAGAUUUUUCUCUCAAUACAGUGAAUUUCAUUUCCAAGUUGUUCAUAAUUAUUGUAACAUUUUCGAGUGAUAGCCCCAUGAAAAAUUGCGUUUGUUAAGUUUUUAUAGCGCAAGUGAUCAACAAUUUCAAGCGAUAGACAAUCACACGAGGCGUCACUGGUCCUGCAACUACAUAUACAUAUUUGUAAAGAUUAGCCGAUAAAUUGGAAUCAGCAUGACGAUUUCCACGGAGAAAGCUGGAUCUGACCAGUGGGACGCUUGGUUGUUGGAGGCCGUUCGGAAAAUACGCGCCCAAAAACAACGCCCUGACGCAAACAGAAUUUACAACGCUGUUCGUUUCCUUGCUGAAAAAUCUGCUCAAAAUCCAUCCUCGUCUACAUCACAAUCAGUCAAAUUCGAACCUAUUCACAUGGUCCUCGUCCAGCGAAAUUUGGACCGUGCGGUGCGAGAACGGCUUCUUCUCAAAGUGAUCAGCAAGGGUCAGACGACUUAUAAACCGCCCGAUAAAUGUACCGAUCGGGUCAUGAAUUUAGGAAUCAGUUCGGAUGAAGAGAUUUCGAAAUGCUUCAUAAAAGUGCUCCGAGAACUGAGCGAGCCCGACCCCACUAUUCGCCAGCAACCUUAUUCCGCCCCACUCUUGAAAAAGCCCCCCUCGGGUUUCACCCUCGACCAGAUAAUCGACUACCUGACACAGUCCCACGUUCUCAUCCUCCCACCUGGCGAACAGGACGACUCUCCAGCCGCCUUUCUCCACGAGAAACUGAGCGUCCUCCUGGAAAAAGAAAUCCUCUGUCGCGGAAGGGUCGAGGUAAUCGAUGGAAUUUACUACAAAAUUAAGGAGAAAGUAGGUUCCGGAUUAAGAAGUGCACAACCACCGGAAGUCAAGGUUACUCUAACAGAUAAGUCAAGGCUGCUUGAAAGUGAGGACACAGUGAAACGAAUCGUUGAUGAAAGCGUGUCAGGUUUAUUACAAAGAGCAGCAAAGGACGGUUCCACGGUGACUUUCACUCUGACUUACACAAUGUCCUCUCCAACGGAAACUAACGCAAAUUCCACAAUCUCCACCAAUAUUAAAGAAAAAAGAAUACGAAAGCGUUCACUUUCACCCGUUUCGAGCUCAGAAAGUAGUGCGUCUUCAAUUUCUUCGUCUUCAUCAAGAAGGUCGCGUGUCAAAGGAGGAAAAAUUAAGGUGCCAAAAAAAAGAUGGACACCACCUAUGAAUGAAAGUUCGCUUGUGCUAGGAGUGAAAAGACGAUCACUUUCCCCAAUUUCCGGUUCCGAGAGCAGUUGCUCAUUCACUUCAUCAAAAUCGCAAAGAGGGAGAGUAAGUGUGGGACGAGAAAAGACUCAAGUUCCAAGUGUAAAAACACCUCGUGAUGCAAAUACGACAAUCCAUAACAGAAAUGUGGGAAGGCGGUCAUCUUCAAUUAGUGCUAAGAAACGAUCUUUAUCCCCAGUUUCGGGAUCAGAAAGUAGUUCGUCUUCAUUGUCAAAUUGGUCGAGAUCUUCUAAAGGAAAUGGUGAAAGUGAAAGUGGAAAACAGAAAAUUAAGGCACCAAAUGUGAGACUGACCCCCAAUGUGAGUAAUUGUGAGAAUUCUAUCAUGAAUUCAGUGCCCGCAAAAAUCCCGAACCCAGUUUGGAGCAUUAGUGAUAUCGCGUCGGCAAUUGUUCGAAAGAGGAACACUCAACCCUCGGACACCUCUCGAAAGAACAAUAAAUUGAAUGGACAAGGGACGAAGAAAACGAAACAAGAAACCCAGAAAUCAAAUCAAAUUUGUCAUGAAAUUGGAGAACAAAUCGAGGCUAAUCUGGACAGUGCGAGCUGCUGUUCAUCUUCGAGUAGCAAGGACAACAGCAACUCGUUCCUUGUUGAGUGGGGAUUAGCAAUCGAUGACAUCAUUGACUGUUACUAUGAAUCUGAAAAUGAAAGAGCUUCACCUUUGCCAAGUCCAGCUUUCUUAUUGGAACCAUGUCGACCACCAGAACUUCCCUUAUAACUCCUGAGACUUCCAUUCGUCGACACAUCAUCAUACCCCGGAAAAAUAUUUCUUUUUUCCUACCCUACUCAUGUUGAGCUCAACACGAGUAGGGUAGGAUAAAAAAAUAUUUGUCCGGGGUAUGCACAUCAUACACGUGCAAAAAAAAUUAUUCGCUAAAUCAUAUGCAUUUCCAUAAUAUGCAUUUUUGUUGUACGCAUUUAUUACAAUUUUUGAAUAAAUGUUUGCUCUGGAACGAAA